AUAUCGUAAGUUUUAUCCACCCUUCAUUUAAACUAAGAUGUUGUUUUACUCCCAAAGAUCCAACACCCACUUCCUGAUACACCUGUUUGUCAGGUAGGAUAGUCAGCCCGCAGUGUGCAGGCGCAACGGAGAAACUGAGUCAUGACAAAAUAGAUAAUGGACGGAAUUUUUCCGAAGGUUUGACGCAACUUGGAUUGUUUUUUUCCUUCCUAUGGUCAUGAACCAGUUUUCACAACUUAAAAUGCUUGGACCGCGUCGAGGGAAUACCGCUCUAAAUGUCGUUUUGCUGCUGUAUUUGGUCGGCUGCUUCGCCCCUCACUUGGUCUCCUCCAUCGCAGUGAGCACCCCAGCAGAACUCCAUGCAUCUCAAGGGGACACUGUCACAUUGUCCUGCACUUUCACGUCCACCAGUAGGCCGACCAGUAAGAUGACCGUCGACUGGUCCUACAGGCCCCAGAGUGGUGGGCCGCCAAUGACGUUUUUCCACUUCUCUUCACGGGCAUUCCCUCAACUUGACGGUCAGUUUGCUGGUCGUAUCCUGUGGCAGGGAAUCCCGGCGCGGGGGGAAGCCUCCAUCGCUCUUGUCAACGCCACGUUGAAAGAUAAUGGGACCUACACAUGCUCCGUCAGAAACCCCCCAGAUGUCCACGGGUCUCCGACUUCACACACUGUCCUCACUGUCACACCAAAAGUGCCCACCAUCCGCUUCUCUGAUGUUGCGGUCUUGCUCGCUUUCAUCCUCCUCCCCUCCGCUAUCAUCACCCUCAUUCUCAUUGGACGAAUGCUUUGUCCCAAGAAACAGCGCAACCAAUCAAAGGCCUACAGAUCACCCAUAGAGGUCACAGAGGGAGAGGAGUAUGGCAUCCACCAACCCAAAGAGAAGAAGCCCUCCUGCUGUGACCUAUAUAUGAUGGACUCGGAAGAUGAAGAUGGGUAUUACAACCUAAAAAAGGGGCCUCCUGUUGAUGAAGGCUAUGCAGAGUCUCAGUGCUAGAGAACCCUGCUGGUUGGGAGAUGCAACAGCAGCAUGAGGGUGGUACUGAAUGGAAAUUAAUGCUGGAUUCAUGUCUUCUUUGCCACAGUCGGCCACUCACUUUGGUGAUGUUUACUUUUUGUGGCGACAAAUACUUUGGAUUUUUGUCUGGAUUUUGCAUCUCCAGGAUUGUACUUACACUAUAAAUUAUGUCAGUAAUUUGAUUUACCUGUUGCCUACAAGCUCCUACAUUUUCAAAGCCAAUUCUUACAUUUUUAGAGCUUGUAGUCUUGAUGAGAUAUUUGUUUAUUUUGUGUGUACAGGUAAGCAUCCCGUAUCAUUCUGUCAACUCACCUUGUACAUGCAAACACAGAUGAGCACUAAAUGUAUUUUUAUAUCUUGAUGAUUUAUAUGAGUCACUUUCUUAUUGUGAAGGAGAUGGAGAUGGAGAGUUUUGUCUAAUUUAUUGCCUGUAUGAAAUGUUUUUGUUGAGCUCUAGUGGAACAUUUCUGUUAUAUUCUUAAUAUUUGGACAGAAAAUAAAUGGUUUGAUUUUGAAUGUCAUCUAGUACUAUUUAUGUAUAUAUCCUAUAUUUUCAGUGUCUGUAAAGUACUGUACCAUGUCGUUAUUCGUCUGGAUGUGGUCUUCUAUAGAUGUGGUUAUUUCAUGUAAUAUAACAGAAUUGAAAGUUUG
This is a messenger RNA of Centropristis striata (black sea bass), 1666 nucleotides long. RefSeq names its product myelin protein zero-like 3 (gene mpzl3). Bases 212 to 994 code for a protein of 260 amino acids. Gene Ontology annotation, cellular component: membrane. The transcript has 6 exons. Lineage: Eukaryota; Metazoa; Chordata; Actinopteri; Perciformes; Serranidae. The record is from RefSeq and is a predicted model, not a curated record.